Molecule: messenger RNA, 1677 nt
Organism: Fusarium keratoplasticum
Lineage: Eukaryota; Fungi; Ascomycota; Sordariomycetes; Hypocreales; Nectriaceae
Product: AA-permease domain-containing protein
Exons: 6
Coding region: 1-1677 (558 amino acids)
Biological process (GO): amino acid transmembrane transport
Cellular component (GO): membrane
Molecular function (GO): amino acid transmembrane transporter activity
Source: RefSeq, a predicted model, not a curated record
AUGGACUACACAGCUAAGCAAGAUGAUUCCAACAAACUUGCUACUGAGGGAAUCAACGACGCGAGCUCCAUUCACAGGGCCUCAAUCUACAUUGCCAACGUGGAGACCAAGCGUGGUCUCUCUCCACGACAUGUGCAAUUGAUGGCUAUUGCAGGUAGUAUCGGCACUGCCCUCUUUGUUGGUAUUGGCGGUGCACUCUCCAAAGCCGGUCCACUCUCGCUUGUUCUUGGAUAUCUCUUUUGGAGCAUGUUUUUCAUCUUGCCAUGCACCCUCAGUGUUGCAGAGAUGUGUGCAUAUCUCCCUGUCCGAGGGAGUAUUUUCGAGCUUGCCAGCCGCUUUGUCGACCCAGCUCUUGGUUUUUCUAUGGGCUGGACAUACUUCUAUGGUGGUAUUAUGCUGGUUUGUGUCGAAUAUAGUGCUGUCGCGACGGUGAUGCAGUAUUGGAAUACUACUAUCAACCCAGGGGUAUGGGUCGCCAUGGCCUUGGUCGUCUGCUUCCUGUUGAACAUGGCUGCUGUCAAGUGGUAUGGCGAGUCUGAAUUCAUCAUGGCGUCGACAAAAGUGAUUUUGAUCAUCGGCCUCAUGCUUCUCACUCUGAUUACCAUGUGCGGUGGAAACCCCCGAGGCGAUGCGUAUGGUUUUCGAUACUGGGGUGGUGGAAAUGCCAUGCACACAUAUUACACCGAUGGAGCAACUGGCCGCUUUCUUGGCUUUUGGUCUGUGGUUAUUUAUGCUGCAUUCACCAUUGGCGGCCCCGACCUGAUCUGCUUCACGGCCGGCGAGAUCCAGAACCCCCGGCACACGAUCCCGCGAGUGGCUCGACUGAUAUUCUAUCGCCUCGCCUUCUUUUACGUUGUUGGAGUCCUUGCAGUUGGUAUCAUUUGCUCAAGUCGUGAUGAACGGUUGAUGAGCGCUAUUGAGAAUGGUGAUUCAGGGGCGGCAGCUUCGCCCUGGGUCAUUGGCAUUGAGAAUUUGGGCAUCCAGGGCUUGCCACAUGUGAUCAAUGCCGUUAUCUUACUGUCUGGCUGGUCCUGCGGGAAUGCUUACCUGUACUCGACUUCUCGCUCCCUGUACGGACUUGCUCGCGAUGGACUUGCCCCAAAGUUCCUUAUGAAGUGCACCAGGUCGGGCGUACCCAUCUACUGCGUCCUAGUUGUCACUUUACUUUCCUGCCUCUCCUUCCUCGUCGUUUCUAACUCGUCCGUCCAAGUUUUCUACUGGUUCGUCGAUCUCACUACUGGCGGAUUUGUCUACGUCUAUACUUGCAUGCUCUUGACAUUCAUCGGGUGGCAUCGCGCGUUGAAGGCCCAACCAACCGUUGUUCCAGAGUCAUCUCUACCAUUCUUGUCGCCAUUCAGGCCGUAUGGCGCCUACUUUGCCUUUGGUCUGGGAUGCAUCUUUCUCAUCUUUAUCGGUUGGGAUACCUUCUCGCCCUUUGAUGUUGAAGGCUGGAUUACCUACUAUUUUGCCACUGCGUUCGGCCCCUUCAUGUUUGUCGUUGGGAAGAUUCUUAAACGAUCACGAUUCGUCAAACCUUCGGAAGCUGACCUGAUUACGGGAAAAGCUGAAGUUGAUGAGGAAACUCGAGUCUGGGAAGAUCCUGCGGCGUUGGAGAAUCAGAGACUGCGUCUACAAGAGAUGAACUGGGCUAGACGGUUUUGGGAGAAGCUUUGGUAG